Phodopus roborovskii (desert hamster) is the source of this 3136-nucleotide messenger RNA. RefSeq names its product RB associated KRAB zinc finger (gene Rbak). Gene Ontology annotation, molecular function: RNA polymerase II cis-regulatory region sequence-specific DNA binding; DNA-binding transcription factor activity. NCBI's taxonomy places the organism in Eukaryota, Metazoa, Chordata, Mammalia, Rodentia, Cricetidae. Gene Ontology annotation, biological process: regulation of transcription by RNA polymerase II. The record is from RefSeq and is a predicted model, not a curated record. The transcript is spliced from 5 exons. Bases 206 to 2341 code for a protein of 711 amino acids.
AUUGGCUAAGUUAGAUUUGCUGAGCCUGCGGCUGGCCGAGGCCAGAGUUGCCCGGUCUGCAGCCGGCAAGCGCGGCUGUGCGGUCCGGAAAGACCUAGCGAGAUCGCUGCGCAGAGGCCGAGGGCUGGGAGAACAGGGGCGGCGGCGGGUCUGCCCGCUUGGUCCACCAUCAGCAGUGCCUGCACUUUCCCAAGAACAGCAGAAAAUGAGUAGAUCAAAGGGUCCACUGUCAUUCAAGGAUGUGGCUGUGGCCUUUACCCAGGAGGAGUGGCGGCAGCUGGGCUCUGAGGAGAAGACGACAUACAGGGAUGUGAUGCUGGAGAACUAUAGCAACCUCAUCUCCGUGGGGUAUGACGUUACCAAGCCAAAUGUGAUUAUUAAGUUGGAGCAGGGAGAAGAACCAUGGAUGAUGGAAGUCGACUGCCCUGCUCAGAGUCGUUUGGGAAUCAGUAAAGUUGAUGAUACCACAGAGAAAAUCCAGGAAAAUGAAGGCAAACAUAUGAGGCAAGCUGAUGAUCUCAACAGCCGAAGAGCAGAGAAGGGGGAUGCAUCUGGUGAAAUGUAUGACCUAGAAUCACACCUCAUUUCUUCAAGCACAGUAUCUCACAGAUGUGUCUCCUGUGGGAAGACUUUGGAAUCUAUUUCAGCAUUAAUUAGUAGUGAUGGAAGGUAUGCAGUAGAGAAGCCCAACAAGUGUAUUGAUUGUGGGAAAACAUACAGAGAGAAACUGGAUGACUUUAAUGAAAAUGGGGAUACUUCUUCUCGACAUGAUGAAAGUAUUCUGCAGAAAAUUACCAUUUUGGAGAAACCCUUUGAUUAUGAGUGCAUAGAAGCCUUAGACAGUGAAACUGUUUUCAUGGCUCAUGAGAGAGCUUAUAUGACGGAGAAGCCCUAUGAAUGGGAUGACUCUGGACCAGACUUCAUCCAGAUGUCAGAUUUCAGUGCAUAUCAGAGAUCACAGCUGGAAAUGAAGCCCUUCGAAUGUAUACAGUGUGGGAAGUCCUUCUGUAAAAAGUCUAAAUUCAUCAUACAUCAGAGAGCUCACACAGGAGAGAAACCAUAUGCAUGCAAUGUGUGUGGAAAGUCUUUUAGUCAAAAGGGAACCCUCACUGUCCAUCGGAGAUCACACUUAGAGGAGAAACCCUAUAAGUGUAAUGAAUGCGGGAAAACCUUCUGUCAGAAGUUACAUCUCACACAACAUCUGAGAACUCAUUCAGGAGAAAAGCCCUAUGAAUGUAUUGAGUGUGGGAAAACUUUCUGCCAAAAGACACACCUCACUCUACACCAGAGAAAUCAUUCCGGGGAGAGGCCCUACCCAUGUAAUGAAUGUGGGAAAUCCUUCUCCCGGAAGUCUGCCCUCAACGACCAUCAGAGAACACACACAGGAGAAAAGCUUUAUAAGUGUAAUGAGUGUGGUAAAUCCUACUACCGAAAGUCCACUCUCAUUACACACCAGAGAACACACACAGGGGAGAAGCCCUAUCAGUGUAGUGAGUGUGGGAAAUUCUUCUCUCGGGUGUCAUACCUCACCAUACACUAUAGGAGCCAUUUAGAAGAGAAACCAUAUGAGUGUACAGAAUGUGGGAAAACCUUCAAUCUAAACUCAGCUUUCAUUAGGCACCGAAAGGUACAUACAGAAGAGCGAGUCCAUGAGUGUAGUGAAUGUGGGAAGUUCUCCCAGCUGCAGUAUCUUCCUGAUCACACAAAUGACUUAGGAGAGAAACAAUAUGAAUGUAAUGAGUGUGGGAAAACCUUCCUUGAAAAUUCAGCCUUCAGCGGGCACCAGUCCAUUCCAGAAGGGGAAAAAACUUAUGACUGUAAUAUUUGUGGAAAGUCAUUCUCAGAUUUGUCAUGCUACACUGUACAUUACAGAGGUCAUUCAGAAGAUAAACCCUUUGGGUGUAAUGAGUGUGGGAAAACCUUCUCUCAUAAUUCAUCCCUCUUUAGACAUCAGAGAGUACACACAGGCGAGAAGCCAUAUGAAUGUUAUGAAUGUGGGAAAUUUUUCUCUCAGAAGUCAUAUCUCACUAUUCAUCACCGGAUUCAUUCAGGAGAGAAACCCUAUGAAUGUAGCAAGUGUGGGAAAGUCUUCUCUCGGAUGUCAAACCUCACUGUACACUAUAGAAGCCAUUCAGGAGAGAAACCCUAUGAAUGUAAUGAGUGUGGGAAAGUCUUUUCUCAGAAGUCAUACCUCACUGUACAUUACCGGACUCAUUCAGGAGAGAAACCUUAUGAAUGUAAUGAGUGUGGGAAAAAGUUCCACCACAGAUCAGCCUUUAAUAGCCACCAGAGAAUUCAUAAGAGAGGGAAUAUAAAUGUACUAAGUGUAGAAAAUCUCUGACAUCUCAAUUAAACAUUUGGUUAUAAUGAACAUUGGAAGUCUAUUAGGGAGACAAGGGUGGGUCCCCCCCACCCCCGAUUUUUACAUUUGUGGUGCUGGGAAUUGAAUGCAGGGCCUUUUGCAUGCUAUCGAUGCUCUACACAGAGCUUCACCCCAAUGACUCACAAGUAGAGCAUCCAUGCUCUGAACAAGAAGUCCUAAAAUCCAUUUUAAACUGAGUUUUCAGAGAAGAAUCUGUAAAAGUACAGCAAGAAGCGAACCAUGAUCAUGUAACUCAUGGGACAUUAGAUAAUUUUUACAGGAAUGAAACUUUCAAAGUAUUUAAUAUUUAUUUUUGAUUUAAAUUGUAUUUACCUAUCAGGGAGUCUUGCUAAGAAUUGUCAAUAAGGCACUAUGUAACACACUUUGAAAACUUGUGCUAAAAGCCAUAAUCCUGAUGUAAAAACAGGUGUUUAUAGAAAAUAUGCAGGAAGUUAUGUGUUCUGAAUAAACUUACAAAAGGAAGUUAUAAAGUCGGAGUUGAUCAUAAGGGUGACUAAGUACUCUAAAACACUCUGAUGUUUUAGAAAUGCAAUUUAUUAGUAAUUCUAUGCAAUUUUUGGCUACCAUGGCUUUGAAUAAUUUGUGAAAACAUGAUAUUGAGUAUCAGAAUGACAAAGUGUUACAAUGGUGAAAUAUGUUAUAUAAUAGGAAAGUACAUAAUUUUUUUCUGUGAAUGCUUACCAGUAGAGUGGUUUUGUAAAAAUUUUUCAACUGAAAUUGAGCAAAAUUUCUUAAAAAUACUAUUUUGAUAAA